Molecule: messenger RNA, 2613 nt
Organism: Columba livia (rock pigeon)
Lineage: Eukaryota; Metazoa; Chordata; Aves; Columbiformes; Columbidae
Product: C-C chemokine receptor type 5
Exons: 4
Coding region: 450-1520 (356 amino acids)
Biological process (GO): positive regulation of cytosolic calcium ion concentration; G protein-coupled receptor signaling pathway; positive regulation of monocyte chemotaxis
Cellular component (GO): membrane; external side of plasma membrane
Molecular function (GO): C-C chemokine binding; C-C chemokine receptor activity
Source: RefSeq, a predicted model, not a curated record
GAGAACAAGUAGACGCCCAUAAAGUCUUAAUCCCUCAGUUCUGAACAGAACUGUUCUGGAAACAUUUUCAGAAAACCAGAACCAACAUUUUGCAAGAGAUCACACAGGAAGUGCUGUUUCCUAUUUUCAGAUAUAGGGUUUAACUAUGUAUCUCUACACAAAGAAGAAGAAGACACAGUCAGACUAAACAAGCUUGAUAAAUCAGUUUGACACAAUUGCCUGCUUUUGCAGAAAUUGUCCAGAAUUUCUGUUGGUAACUAAAACUACCCUGUGCAUGUAGAAACUGCAGGACUGCAAAUCAGAGCUACCCAAGUCCAGCACGUUUCUACAGCCGUUGCCUGACACCAACUCCAAAAAGGACACCGUGUUUGCCAUUUUAACCCAGGCCAACACCACUGAAUUGCAGGUCUGCAACACCCAGGACAGCAGAUCUACCAGAACAACACACCAUGGAAAACCAUACCAUAGACUUAUCUGACUGGCCACUGACAACAGAAUUCGACUACGGUGAUUCAAUGCCAUGCAUGGGAACCGAGGAGAAGCACUUUGCAGCAAAUCUUCUGCCACCGCUGUAUUCUUUGGUGGUGAUAUUUGGCCUCACAGGCAACAUGCUUGUUGUCCUUAUCCUGGUGAAAUACAAGAGGUUGAAGAGUAUGACUGACAUCUACCUGCUCAAUUUGGCAAUUUCUGAUUUGCUGUUUAUAUUUUCUCUCCCUUUUUGGGCUUACUAUGCUGCUCACGACUGGAUUUUUGGAGAUGCGCUGUGUAGAAUUCUCUCAGGCGUCUACCUCCUUGGCUUCUACAGUGGGAUCUUCUUCAUCAUCCUCUUGACCCUUGACAGGUAUCUGGCCAUAGUGCAUGCGGUGUUUGCUUUAAAAGCUAGGACAGUUACCUACGGCAUCCUCACCAGUGUCGUCACUUGGGCUGUUGCUAUUUGCGCUUCUGUUCCUGGAGUAGUAUUUCAUAAAUCUCAAAAGGAAAAUUUACGUUAUACUUGCAGUGCUCAUUAUCCAAGUGAUUCCUCAAUAAAUUGGAAGUACUCCUAUACUUUAAAGAUGAACAUUCUGGGACUCAUUGUUCCAAUGCUCAUUAUGAUUUUCAGUUACUCACAAAUUCUAAAAACAUUACUGAGAUGUAAGAAUGAGAAAAAACAGAAGGCAGUCAGACUUAUUUUUGUGAUAAUGAUUUUUUACUUCAUCUUUUGGACACCGUUCCAUAUUUCUUCUUUUUUGCAUACAUUUCAAAGUUCACUUUUUGUCCCAACUUGUGAAAUCAAAGGUCAACUGGCAAAAGCAAUCCAAGUGACGGAGACAAUAUCAAUGAUUCACUGUUGUAUCAAUCCUGUGAUCUAUGCAUUUGUUGGAGAAAAAUUCAGGAAGUAUCUUCAUAGCUUUUUCCAAAAGCAUGUUGCAGCCCACCUCUGCAAAAGAUGUCCAGCUCUUUAUCAUGAAAAAUUAGAAAGAGUUAAUUCCACAUUCACACCAUCCACUGCAGAGAAUGACAUCUCUACUGGACUGUAAAAAUACAUCAAAAUAUUAGUUAGUAAAUGUUGUAUCAUUUGCUUUGCCUUAAGGACUGUCUGACAUUAUUUAAGAUCUUUAUGUCAACCUCUACUGAAAACUGUAUGACCCUCAAUUCUUGUGGUUAACAGUUCCUUGGGGUUACAGCAUUUUCCAUUCUUAGACUAAGAGAAUCAGUGAGUUCUCCAGGCAACGUUAACACCAUAGCUAGGUCACAUCAAGAUCUGAAUGCGGCCCAGAAUAGUAUGACUCUGUUUCUUGAUCCAAAUUCUAUCCAGUGAACAAAUGCUAGUAAGAUUUACCUGGGGGAAUACACUACUGAAGGGACUAAGGAGUAAUAUGUAACCUCACAAGAGCCAUUUACUCUUAUGUGAACAUUGUAAAACAAAAACUGGGAGGAAUCUUUGAGGAUUGAUUUAUCUAUUCAACAUCAGUGGAACAUCUUUUGCAAGUUACUGUAUUCUUUCUGCAACAUGGUCAGGCAUUUGACUGGGGAAGGUUUUUAGUUUUCUUCAUCUUUCCCCUUUACCCCUUAUUUUCCCCAUAUGAAUAAAAGAUGUUUCCAAAAAAAGAAUUUAAGGAUAAACAUGAGACAUGUCAAGGUAAUAACUCUCCUCAUGUCAAGGUAAUAACUCUCCUCUGAUGGGAGAGCUGACUGACCUUUGUCACACUGGGGCCAUUUAACCUGAGGUAUCAGAUGCCUUAAUCUAGGUGGUGCAAAUAUUCUUCUCACUCUAGCCUUAUAACAUCAAGGCACUGCUUCUAUUUGUUUUUAGCUUUUAUCCUAUCAUCUAUCAUAAUCUGGCCACAGAUAAGCUGAAGAAAGGCCCCAAAACGAUCCUAAGAGUAAACUUUUUUGCUUGGAAAUAUUUUUCCUUUUCUAUUUUAUUUUUUUUUUUUUUUUACUGCACUAAGGCAAAAGCACCUUUGUAAUAUUAAAGUGCAAAUUAGUUUAAUGUGAUACAAAUCUUGCUGUAACUGUGGUAUUUCUACUGCUGUGUUUUAUUUUAAAUUCUCGUCUUUUUGGAAAUACAUUUCUUAGUGUUUCCAGUGAAAUAUAGUGAAAUUAUUAAAAUCUGUGUCUGAAAAACAA